AUGACCGACACCCAGGCCGGCUCGCUUGAGAGCCGACACCCCAGAGAAAAAGUACCGACAACGCUGGCCCGAAACGGCAGGAGACAAGCCGACUCGCCCGUUCGGUCGACUAGCGCACGAGCCCAGCCAUGGGGAUUCGCCGUGGGGAUAUCGGAGCCGGGGGGAAAGGCCUGGACACAACUGCUCUGCAACCCAAGCCUCUCUCCCCGCCUUGCCUCCUCCACAACAAGGAGGAGGGCCGAUACGGGUCCUGGGUCCUGGGUCCUUGAGCUACUCGCGCUCCAAUGA
Gaeumannomyces tritici R3-111a-1 is the source of this 288-nucleotide messenger RNA. RefSeq lists its product as hypothetical. The record is from RefSeq and is a predicted model, not a curated record. Bases 1 to 288 code for a protein of 95 amino acids. The transcript has a single exon. Lineage: Eukaryota; Fungi; Ascomycota; Sordariomycetes; Magnaporthales; Magnaporthaceae.